Molecule: messenger RNA, 906 nt
Organism: Suricata suricatta (meerkat)
Lineage: Eukaryota; Metazoa; Chordata; Mammalia; Carnivora; Herpestidae
Gene: LRRC30
Product: leucine rich repeat containing 30
Exons: 1
Coding region: 1-906 (301 amino acids)
Molecular function (GO): protein binding
Source: RefSeq, a predicted model, not a curated record
AUGGGGGCCAAGCCGUCAAGCGGCCACUGCAAUGACAGGGGCCCGAGGAGGAUGGUGUUCCUGCGCGGGAGGCAGCAAUUCUCCCCGUGGGAUGACACCCUGCUCUCGGGGAAGGACCCCCGGUCCCUGCUGAAGCGGGGCAUGCGCCACAUCAGCUUCAGCCUGGUCACCAAGGGAAUGACAGACAUCCCCGACUUUCUGUGGGGCUUGGCUGAGGUCCAGAAACUCAAUCUGUCCCACAACCAGCUCAGGGUUCUCCCACCCGACGUGGGGAGGCUGAGCCGCCUGGUGGUCCUGAACCUUUGUGGGAACCGCCUGCGGAGCCUGCCUCGAGAAAUCAGCCUCCUCAAGAGCCUGAAGGUGCUGUUCGUGAACAUGAACUGCCUGACAGAGGUGCCGGCAGAGCUGAGCGCCUGCAGGAGCCUGGAGGUCCUGAGCCUGUCGCACAACCGCCUCUCCCAGCUCCCCGCCAGCCUCGCCGACCUCUCCCGACUCAGGAAGCUGAACCUGAGCAACAACUAUUUUGCUCACAUCCCCGUUUGCGUGUUUGCGCUCAAGGACCUGGACUUCCUGCACGUGGGCUCCAAUCGCCUGGAAAACAUCGCCGAGAGCAUCCAGUGCCUGGUCAGCCUGCAGAUCUUCAUCGCAGAAAGCAACAACAUCCACUCCUUCCCUCGGGCGCUCUGCCUGCUCAGCGGCCUGGAGCUGCUGAACUUGAACAACAAUGACAUCCAGACCCUCCCGAAUGAGCUCUACCUGCUGUGGAGGCUGGGGCGGAUUGCUUGGAAUCCCAUGGACAAAGGGCUCCACAUUUCUCACAACCCGUUAUCCAAGCCUCUGCCGGAGCUGGUGGAGGGGGGCCUGGAAGUGCUCUUCGGUUACCUGAAGGACAAAAAGCACAGCUGA